AUGAAAAAAGUCUUUGGAAGAAACACAAAAGAGAAAAAGUCGUUGGCUCUUGCAAAAUUAUUACAAGAACAAGAAGAAAAGUUAAAGGAAGACCAAAUAGAAAGAAAACGACUCCAAGAACUAGAGGAUGCUGCGAUUGCACAAGCUCUUCAAGAGGAAUGGGAGCAGGAAAGUCAGAUUCCAACCACACAUUCGCCUGUGGUAAACAGCCCUCCCCACAACCGUUCGCCACAAUUAGGGACUCGCACAUCAUCAGCCACGAUUCAAACAUUGCAAUCAGAAAGAAAUCGUCCAUCACCAUCGAACGCUCAUAGUUCACCACCCAUUGAAAGAUCUCGCAAUUUAAACCAUACACAACCACCACCACCUUUACCGUCAAAGCCGGUAGCUUACAAUUCUGCCGACAACAAUAAUGGCUUUUAUCCUGUAUAUAUGGCAAUGCCAGAACCAUCUCCCAUGGCUUCCACUACCAGCUUAAAUCAAAGUAGUCCAAUGAAUUUUGGCUACCUCGAUCCAUCAAAUAACAAUGCCAAUAACAUUAGCAAUAAAUCACUUCCUGGACAAAACAGCUUUAGGCUCUCUGGAUAUCACCACAACCAUCGCCAUAGCCAUACCAAUCCAGUUAAUCACCCAAUUGAACCACGAGAACGUGCACAGUCCCAAGGAGCAACGUAUCCUCCUCCUCAUCAUCGACUAUCACACUCAUUUGUAGUCACACCAUCAACUGCGCCGGCCGCAGCAACAUCACACAACCAAUUUCCUUUUGGGUAUCCACCACCUCAAGCAGCUGUACCGGUUCAAAAUUAUGGUUAUCCACCACCAAUCAAUGCCACACAAAAUUUAUGUACACCAGACAUAACAGGUUAUCCAUUCACAAACGCUACACAAAAUCAUUCUACGUCUGACAUUAGCAACUCAUCUACAAACAUUACACAAAACCAGUCUACAUUUGACAUGAUCAACUCAUCCACAAGCACCACACAAAAUCCAGCUCCAACUCCAACUCCAACUCUAGCUCCAGCUCCAGUUCCAACAUCCAAAACACCAAGUCAUCGAAGGCGAGAUCAAAGCAUUCGCAUCAGUACCCAAAAUCACAUAUACUCUCAAUCGCAUAACGCAUCGUCAAUGUUUGAAAUAGAUGGCUUUACUUCACCUAUCCUUCCUAUGGAGAUGCCUACUCCACAAGCCAAAAAACAGAACGCAUACGUAAACACUAUAAACAAUGCUUAUCCUCCUCAGGAUUCUUUUCCUCCUCCUCCUUCUCAUCGUCAUAAUCAUCGCCAUCAAACGCCUUCUUCCCAGACCAUUAGACCAGUAUCUACUGUUGGAGAUCUUCCUACACCUCCUGCUGAAAUUAUUUUUAGCAAACCUCAUGAGCAUAUUGAAACAAUAAACAAGGCAGGUCCUUCAGACUCUGUUCUGUCUCUUAUUGAGGAUCUCCAAGGGCACGAAUUACUUGGCAAUCACAGCCCAGUCCAGAAAUCUGGGUCUGUGACGGUGAUUGAGCCAAAAUUACUUUCCAGACCUUCGGUAAAGCCAUUCUCUGGAGAAGACAGCGAAAAUCCUUUUGCAGAUUCAUUUGCGGCAGAAGAGCCAUUUGAAGAGGAAUCAUAUGAAUCUUUAUCUAAACCGGUAUCAACCGGAACAUCAGAACCACUCAGCGAUAAUGCCCAACCUGUGACCCGAAGGUAUUCCCAGACAAAAACGAUCUUACCUGCACAGCUCAAGCAGCGACAGUCAACAUGCGCUACAGUAGUAGAGCCAAAUUUCUUGAGUAUGGCAGCAAGAAGCACAACCCCUGUGCGGAGAAGUGAAAAUAUAUCUAGUUUGGAAUUUACCCCAACAUCAUGGGCAACAAAGGUCCCAGUAUCGGGCUCAGGGUCAGGGUCAGGUUUAGGCCCGGUAUCAGUCCCAGCCUCAGGUGCGAUAUUGCCCCCGUUGAAACAAAAAGCGUCCGGGGCGUUGGUUGUUGAGCCCCGUAUAUUUAAUGUAGAAACUCAAAGUCCAAGAGAGCACAUACCGGCAAUAGUGUAUCCCACCAUGAACGUACGGGCCGGUCCACCUAGUCAUGAGAGUUACCCGACCCAAAAUCGCCAAACAAUCACAAGAGAAGUUACUCUGGAUGACUAUUAUAUUAAAAAUAUCCCGUUCAGAUCUUCAGUGGCCAACAAAUCUUUACCAUCAGUUCCAGAUGGUCUUCUCAAUCCAAAAUAUUAA
Phycomyces blakesleeanus NRRL 1555(-) is the source of this 2217-nucleotide messenger RNA. RefSeq lists its product as hypothetical. The record is from RefSeq and is a predicted model, not a curated record. The transcript is spliced from 4 exons. Bases 1 to 2217 code for a protein of 738 amino acids. Lineage: Eukaryota; Fungi; Mucoromycota; Mucoromycetes; Mucorales; Phycomycetaceae.